Molecule: messenger RNA, 1668 nt
Organism: Plasmodium gonderi
Lineage: Eukaryota; Apicomplexa; Aconoidasida; Haemosporida; Plasmodiidae
Product: RNA-binding protein
Exons: 8
Coding region: 1-1668 (555 amino acids)
Biological process (GO): mRNA splicing, via spliceosome
Cellular component (GO): U2 snRNP; U2-type spliceosomal complex
Molecular function (GO): RNA binding
Source: RefSeq, a predicted model, not a curated record
AUGGAACAGGAAGAAUCAAAGGAAACUCAUUUCUUAAACAAGAACCCAGAAGAAGGUAACAAUAAUAGUGAUAACAAUAAUGAAAGCAAAAAUGAAAACAACAUACCAAAUUUUGAACAAACUCAGGAAAACAUUUUCUUACCCAAUGAGGGCGAAGGAAAUGACUCAGAGCGAGAGAAAACAAAUAAAAGGAAUAAAUUGACAGACAAAGGUAAUGAUACAAACAAUGAAAAGUUUAAAAGUGAUAUCCAAAAUGAACAACAGAACGAUGAAUGGUUAAUUUAUGUAAGUAACAAUUCAUAUGGACCUUAUAAUUUAGAUCAAAUGAAGAAACUAUGGAAUGAAAAAAGAUUAAAUAUGAUGUCUCUAAUUUUUAAAAAAGGGGAACAAAAUUGGAAAUAUAUCUACAAUGAUGAUAUUUUAAAAAGGUGCCUACAUUUUAAUACUCCAAAUUAUGAUGAUAAGACAAGGAUUGUAUCAAAAAAUUCUAAUAGUGAAGAAUGUGUAGGUGCGUAUAACUCUAAUAACACCUCCGAAUAUUGUGAUAAUGUGUACUUCAUAACUGGAAACACGGAUAAGGGCGAAGAAAAAGUUACAAACAUAUGUCCAGAUGAUAGCAAUGAAUGGAAAAAUCAAACGAGGAAUGAUAAUUAUAUCCAAGCUGAUAAGUGGACAUAUCAAACCGACAAAAUGACUGAGGAAAACCCAUUAGAUAUAGAAAAAAUGAAAAAAAGAGAAAAAAAAAAAAAGUAUCUAGAGAGGAAAAAAAAAAAAAUGGAAGAAGGUCUAUGCGAUAAAAAAAUGAAAAAUAGCUCCAUAUAUGUAUCAGGUUUACCCAAUGAUAUAACAAAGGAAGAAAUAUAUAACGUAUUCAAAAAAGCAGGUAUUAUUAAAAUAGAUGCAGAAACGACAGAACCUAAAAUUAAAAUAUACUAUGAUGAAAAUAAUAAAGUGAAAGGAGACGCAUUGGUUACAUAUGUGUACGUACAGAGUGUCGACAUUGCCAUUAAAUAUUUUGAUAAUUUUUACAUAAGACAAGAUUGUAUGAUUCAUGUAGAAAAGGCACAAUUCAACAAAAAAAAAGAAGUCCUCAAAGUUUCCAAGGAAGAUAUUUUAAUAAAAAAAAAAAAAAUUAAGGCAGCAAAAUAUGAACAACUUAGGUUACAGAAAUGGGGUGAUGGUCACACAGGAACAAAAAAGAAAAUUGUUAUUUUUAGAAAUGUAUUUUCGUACGAAGAUGCUGUGAAGUACGAUGAGGGAGACCCUUUCUAUGAUUUUAUAAAAGACUUGGUCGAAAUGGAAGUAAAGAAAUACGUGCCUGUGUACAAGGUUUACCCGAUACCAAAACAUCCCAACGGAAUUGUAUGUGUCAAAUUCAAAGGAGUGGAAGAAGCUGAAGUAAUAGUAUCGUGCUUCAAGGAUAUCGAGUUAAAUGAUAAAAAAUUGGAAGUAUAUUUUUACGAUGGGAAACAGGAUCUAAAGGCUCAAUGUCUACCUGCACAGAGUUCCGUAAAGGAGUGCUCAGAAAAUAUGCCCGAAAAUGAUGAAACAAAUAAGGACACCGAUAAUAAUGAACCAUCCUUUUUGUUAAACAACAAUUUGCAAUCAUUUCAUGAUUGGAUUGAUAAUUAUAGUGAAGAUGAAGAACAUGAAAUCAUGGUCGAAUAA